Messenger RNA from Erinaceus europaeus (western European hedgehog), 3753 nucleotides. RefSeq names its product growth factor independent 1 transcriptional repressor (gene GFI1). The transcript is spliced from 6 exons. Gene Ontology annotation, biological process: regulation of transcription by RNA polymerase II. NCBI's taxonomy places the organism in Eukaryota, Metazoa, Chordata, Mammalia, Eulipotyphla, Erinaceidae. Gene Ontology annotation, molecular function: DNA-binding transcription factor activity, RNA polymerase II-specific; RNA polymerase II cis-regulatory region sequence-specific DNA binding. Bases 393 to 1643 code for a protein of 416 amino acids. The record is from RefSeq and is a predicted model, not a curated record.
GCAGAGCCGGGCGGUGGCUGGUCGCUCGGGGACUGCGGUUGUCGGUGGAGUUUGACCGCUUGGAGAGCUUCGCUGGGGAAGGGGGCGGCGCAGGGUCAACGGUGGGCCGGGGACCAGGCCGAGGACGGAGUCCGGGCCGGGGACGGACUGCCCGCGCCACCUGUCCGAGUGCCACCUGGUGAGCGCGGCGGCGAGGCCAAGCCCCUCCCCGCCGCCCGCUCCCCGCCCCUCCCCGCCCGCGCGGCCCCGCUGCCCACCCCUGGUCCUGCUGCCGACCCGCGCUCCUCCGCGUCUCCUCCUCUCCUAGGUCUGUCUCCUCCUAGAAGCCAGGCUGACUGUGAGCGGCCGGCGGCUCCAGGGGCCCUCGCGGCAGACCGGGGAGCGCCGGCACCAUGCCGCGCUCGUUCCUAGUCAAGAGCAAGAAGGCGCACAGUUACCACCAGCCGCGCUCGCCGGGACCCGACUACUCGCCUCGCCUGGAGAAUGUGCCGGCGCCGGGCCGAGCAGACUGCUCCUCCAGUGCAGGCUGGGCGAAGGCGGAGCCCCGGGAUCGUGUGUCCCCCGAGUCUCAGCUGAUGGAGGCCCCCGACAGAGCCUCGGCAUCUCCAGGCAGCUGUGCGGGAAGCGUCGGCGACCAGAGCUCGGAGUUUGAGGACUUUUGGAGACCCCCUUCGCCCUCCGUGUCUCCAGCCUCGGAGAAAUCUGUGUGCCCGUCGCUGGACGAAGCGCAGCCCUUCCCGCUGCCCUUCAAGCCGUAUUCGUGGAGCGGCCUGGCGGGCUCCGACCUGCGGCACCUGGUGCAGGGCUACCGGCCGUGCGGGGCCCUGGAGCGUGGUGCGGGCCUGGGCUUGUUCUGCGAGCGCGCGCCGGAGCCCGGCCACCCCGCGGCGCUGUACGGCCCCGAGCGGGCGGGGGGCGGUGCGGGGGCCGGGGCGCCGGGGGCCGGUGGCGCUGCGGGCGGCGCGGGCCUGGGGCUCUACAGCGACUUCGGACCCGCGGCUGCCGGGUUGUACGAGAGGCCGGCGGCGGGCGGCCUGUACCCGGAGCGCGGCCACGCGCUGCACACAGAAAAGGGCGCGGGCGUCAAGGUGGAGUCGGAGUUGCUGUGCACCCGCCUUCUGCUGGGCGGCGGCUCCUACAAGUGCAUCAAGUGCAGCAAGGUGUUCUCCACGCCGCACGGGCUCGAGGUGCACGUGCGCAGGUCCCACAGCGGCACCAGACCCUUUGCGUGCGAGAUGUGCGGCAAAACCUUCGGGCACGCGGUGAGCCUGGAGCAGCACAAAGCCGUGCACUCGCAGGAACGGAGCUUUGACUGUAAGAUCUGUGGUAAGAGCUUUAAGAGGUCAUCUACACUGUCCACUCACCUGCUUAUCCACUCAGACACUCGGCCCUAUCCCUGUCAGUACUGUGGCAAGAGGUUCCACCAGAAGUCAGACAUGAAGAAACACACCUUCAUCCAUACAGGUGAGAAGCCCCACAAGUGCCAGGUGUGUGGCAAGGCCUUCAGCCAGAGCUCCAACCUCAUCACCCACAGCCGAAAACACACAGGCUUCAAGCCCUUUGGCUGUGAUCUGUGUGGGAAGGGUUUCCAGAGGAAGGUGGACCUCAGACGGCACCGGGAAACACAACAUGGGCUCAAAUGAAUGUCCUGACCACCACAAUACAAAACACUACAGAGGGCAAACUUCCACUUGCACCACCUGCUUCUAAGUUCUCAGGUCUCCCAGCCCUGGUUGCAAACUCCACCAGGGUGACCCUCUUUAUUUCCUGAAGCUGCCAGAGGGGUAAAUUAACUUUUCGAAGUUGGGCUUAAAGUAACGAAUCAAAGGACUCACAGGACUUUGGACAUGCUCAGUAGGUUCCUGUGCAUCUGAAGACUCAACAUCAAGAGGGGAUUGGAUAAAAAUCUUCAGUCCUUCCUAUCCUUAGCCCUGCUGUGUCCACAGGAAGUCCUUCAAGCUUCUUCUCUCUUUUUCCUGACCUACUGCAGAUACUUGUGUGGAAGAGAAGGAAUCACCAAUUACAAAGUAGACAUAUGCUAAUUUUAAAAAUCUGGAAUGAAGAACAAGUGUUAUUUUAACUUCUUUUCUUUCUUUCUGGGGAGUCUGCUGACCCCUUUCUUUUGGGUGCUGCCUAUAAAUCUUGGAGAAGGUGUUUCUCCCACUUGAAGACUACUCAGAGAAUGAUUUGGGGAAGACAUUUUAUACUUUUGAAGUGACAAGAUACAUUGUUGAGUCUGCUCUAAGAAGAAGCUGAAGAAAAAUGGAUUGUGGGGAGGGGUUGGAAAGCAGUGCAAGGUUAAGAGCAAGGACCAGGUUAAGCACUAGGACCCACCCAAGGAUCCCAGUUCAAGCCCCUGCUCCCCACCUGCAGUAGGAAAGCUUUAUGAGCAGUGAAGCAGGUCUGCAAGUGUCACUCUGUCUCUCUCCCUCUCUGUCUCCCCUCCUCUCUCAGUUUCUCUCUGUCCUGUCCAGUUAAAUGAAAAAAAAAAAAAUGACUGCCAGGAGCAGUGGAUUCAUAGAGCGGGGACUGAACCUCAGCGAUAACCCUGGAGGCAAAAGAAAGAAAGGAAUAAAGAAGGAAAGAAAGAAAGGAAGGAAGGGAGAAAAAAUAAAGAAAAAAUGGAUUUGGGAGAUUGAUGGGAGUUAGUAAUCCUCAGUCCUCCUUUGUGGGAGGUCCAUGAAGGCUUCAUCAGAGGAGGAAGAAGUGCAGAACAGAACAAUGCCUUUGGACAAGAUGUCACCCACUCAAACUGUUUAAUGACCACUGAUUACCAUAGUACCAGGCCCUGUGCUAGGUACUAGGGAGUCCAUGCCUUGCCCUGUCCUUCAAAAACUAUCAGUUGUACCACCUUCAGGUGGUUGGGCCUAGUAUUUCCUUUUGAAGGAAUUCGAAGACGAAGCAAAAUCUGAACUUUCUGACCCAUUUGGAAUUUGUCAAGCAUAAGUAAAAGACUAGCUGAACAAACUCUUCAAAGAUUCAUGUGUAUAUUUUGGGUUUUUUUUUUUUUAUUGUUAAACUGAUAUUAAAAGGUCUAAGCUAGCAGGCAUGUGAGAGUGAAGACUGUCUUCAACAAUUUGUUUCUCCAUGGUACCACAGAGGAAAAAGUGGUAUUUUUACUGUGCUGAGGUUUGUAAAUGUUUUUCAAUUUUCUGCAGUGCUUUAUGUUUGUUAUAUUUAUUAGACUGAUGUUUUAAAUUAAUAAAGUAUCAAGACUCUUAAAUAUUGCAUUUAUUUAGAUAGAGGAUUUAGGAAAGACCUUUGUUUUAGUCUGUGAGGGGAGUUGGCACCAAAGAAACUACAGUGGGGUAUAAAAGUAAAAACCAAUAUCCAGAAAAAAAUUCAGUUGCUCUAGUUUUCAUAUAAUUUAUUUUUCUUUCACACUGCAGACAUUCUUCUUUCUUAACAGAAAAAUCUAGGUGUGCAAUAUUAAAACACUACCAUGUAGAGUUUCUGAUAAACCCAUAUGUAUAUAGAUUCUCUUUCUUGGAAUUUUGAGGUUUUUUUUUUUUUUUUUUUCUUCCCCAAAUAGGUCAAAAGGUUCUUGAUUAGUUAAGAAAUCACAAACUUCAAGGUAAAAGACUGAAUCUUAGUCAGGGCUCUGUCACUUACAUAUUAUGUGACAUAAGCAAAUCCAAGUCCUCUGAAAUUCUUCCUUCCUUCUUCCCUUCCUCCCUCCCUUCUUUCCUUCCUUCUUUCCUUCCUCCCUCCCUCCCAUCCUUCCUUCCUUCCUUCCUUCCUUCCUUCCUUCCU